This is a messenger RNA of Egretta garzetta (little egret), 2037 nucleotides long. RefSeq lists its product as uncharacterized. Lineage: Eukaryota; Metazoa; Chordata; Aves; Pelecaniformes; Ardeidae. The record is from RefSeq and is a predicted model, not a curated record. The coding region runs from base 877 to 2037 and encodes 386 amino acids. The transcript is spliced from 3 exons.
AUUUACUCAUCUGGUGACUUAGUCACCCCCUAAGCCCCACGCCCAGCCUGGCAGGGCGGCCUGCGCCUCCUCCCCAGGCACGCAAAGAUUUUUCCUUCGCGCUUAAUUUCGUGUGUCGUGAGUAAUCCUGGGACCUGCGGCCCGGGCUCUGCAGAACCGGGUAUUUCUGAAGAAAAAAUGCUUUGCAAUUGCUUGGGCACCACACGCUCCCAAGCAUUUAAUUCCUUGCGUUUUAACGCCGGCCUCCCUUUCCCGCAGCACCUUCAGCUGCAGCCGGGAUCUGGAGUUUUGGGGAUGCCACCGUGCUGGUUUUGCAUGUUUUUGUGCUGGUUUUGCACGUUUUUGUGCUGGUUUUGCACGGGUUUGUGCUGGUUUUGCACAGGUUUGUGCUGUUUUACACGGUUUUGCGCUGGUUUUGCACGGGUUUACACGGUUUUGCACUGGUUUUGCGCUGGUUUUGCACGGGUUUACACAGUUUUGCGCUGGUUUUGCGCUGGUUUUGCACGGGUUUACACAGUUUUGCACUGGUUUUAGCAUGGUUUUGCACGGGUUUGUGCUGUUUUACACAGUUUUACGCAGUUUUACACGGUUUUGCGCUGGUUUUGCACGGGUUUACACGGUUUUGCGCUGGUUUUGCACACUUUUACACGGUUUUGCAGUGGUUUUGCAUGGGUUUACACAGUUUUGUGCUGGUUUUGUGCGGUUUGACACUAGUUUUACACCAUUUCAGACCAGCUUUGCAGUGGUUUUACACAGCUUUGCACAGCUUUACACAGGUUUUACACAGUUUUGCACCGAUUUUACACCGUCUUUGCAGUGUUUUUGCACGGUUUUGCACUGGUUAUAUAGUUUUACACGAUUUUGCACUGGUUCUCCAUGGCUUUGCACUGGUUCUCCAUGGUUUUACAUGGCUUUGCACUGGAUUGCACGGGUUUACACAGAUUUUCACUAGUUUUACACAGUUUUGCACUGGGUUUGCGCUGGUUCUCCAUGGGUUUCCGCUGGUUUUCCAUGGGUUUACAUGAUUUUUACAGGAUUUUCCAUGGCUUUGCACUGGUUUUCCACGGCUUUGCACUGGUUUUGCACAGGUUUAACAACUUUUACACGAUUUUGCAUGGCUUUGCACUGGUUUUGCACGGCUUUACGCAAUUUUCACACGAUUUUGCACACGUUUGCACUGGUUUUGCAUGGCUUUGCACUGGUUUUGCACAGGUUUACGCAAUUUUUACACAAUUUUGCACAGCUUUGCACUGGUUUUGCACAGGUUUAUGCAAUCUUUACAUGAUUUUGCACGGCUUUGCACUGGUUUUGCACGCCUUUAUGCAAUUUUUACACGAUUUUGCACGGCUUUGCACUGGUUUUGCACAGGUUUAUGCAAUCUUUACACAAUUUUGCACGGCUUUGCACAAUUUUUACAUGAUUUUGCAUGGCUUUGCACUGGUUUUGUACGCCUUUAUGCAAUUUUUACACGAUUUUGCACGGCUUUGCACUGGUUUUGCACAGGUUUAUGCAAUCUUUACACAAUUUUGCACGGCUUUGCACAAUUUUUACAUGAUUUUGCAUGGCUUUGCACUGGUUUUGCACGGCUUUACACAAUACUUGCAUGGCUUUGCACUGGUUUUGCACGGCUUUACACAAUUUUUACGCAAUUUUGCACGGCUUUGCACUGGUUUUGCACGGCUUUACACAAUUUUUACGCGAUUUUGCACGGCUUUGCACUGGUUUUACACAGGUUUAACAAUUUUUACACAAUUUUGCAGGGCUUUGCACAAUUUUUACACGAUUUUGCACGGCUUUACACAGUUUUCCACUGGUUUUCCACCGAACCCCUCCAUUUCCAGGGGGGGCAGCAGCAACCCCGCGGCCGGGCCCCCUCCCUUUGCCCCCCCGGGGUCCCCAGGCAAGGACGGGCUGGUGACACCGGUGCCAUUUGCAGGAGCUGGUGGGGGGAACGGCAACGGGCACGCGUGUACUUUAACCCGGCACCGCAGCCCUUUAACCCCCCACCCCCCCCACCUCUUGCCACCUUUCCUGUGA